Tachysurus fulvidraco (yellow catfish) is the source of this 1087-nucleotide messenger RNA. It is a transcript of the gene spaca4l, whose product is annotated as sperm acrosome associated 4 like. The record is from RefSeq and is a predicted model, not a curated record. Gene Ontology annotation, molecular function: transmembrane receptor protein serine/threonine kinase activity. The transcript is spliced from 4 exons. NCBI's taxonomy places the organism in Eukaryota, Metazoa, Chordata, Actinopteri, Siluriformes, Bagridae. Gene Ontology annotation, cellular component: membrane. The coding region runs from base 104 to 493 and encodes 129 amino acids.
GGGGCGGGACGCGCUAUAAAAUCUAGCGGAUCUUUGUAAAUGCUCUUAGACUGGACUUUAUUAUCAUCUUCUUACACUGAGGAGCGAAAAACCUGCUGCAAAAAUGAGCAAAAUCCUGUUUGGAAUCUUCACCGUGGCCCUGUGUUUCACAAUGGGUUACACCCUGCAGUGCUACAAAUGUGAUAUUGGAUUUUGGGGUUUGUGUGCGACCUCAGAAGUGGGAUGUUCAGCUGGCCAGCAAUGUUUCAGUGGAGCUGGGAAAACAGCGGGUGUGAUUAAGUUGAAUAUGAAGGGAUGUCUGGACCUAGUCGACUGCAAUAAGACGACGGAUGUUCAUUUUCCCACCAACUCAAGCGGCUCCGUCUACCAAAUGACCAAAACCUGCUGCAACACUGACCUGUGCAACACUGCUGCACCGCUCACUAACACUCACACACUCACCCUCGCCAUCACCUCGCUCGCCACGGUGCUCCUCACCAAGGUGCUGGGGUAAAACUGUAAAACUUUCCUGCGACCUCGUCGCCAUGUCGCUCGCUCAUGUUAGGAAUCGCAGCCUUCCAUUUUUUUCUUUCUCAUUUGACCUCUUUUUACUUGUGUUGUAAGGAAACAUGACGUAACUGUUUUUACCGAAUCUUUAUAAGUGACACUCUAUAAGUGUAUAUUAAGUGAGUCUGUUAUUCUCGAUCUUUUCUCAAAUUGUUUACUUUUUUGUAUUGUUUUGUCCUUUUUUUUUAUUUCCAUUCAUGGAACACUUAAUCAUUUUUAGUCAUUUCAACUGAAUAAUUCUGUCAUUUCUUUCGAAUAAGAGAUAUUUAUCCACAGAAAAUCUUUCCAUGUGCCAGAAUUCAGCCCUGAUGUUUUGUUCCACGGGGUUUUAAUGUCGGACCCGUGUGUGUGUGUGUCUACACACUCGUCUUUACAUCGGGAUCCUAAACAAAAUAGAGUUAUUUGGUGGUUGUGAUAUGUAUAAAAUAUGAUGAUGUUAAGGGGACAAAAAAAAAAAACAAAGAUCUUGCUUGAGAUGAUGUUGGCUGUGUGCUUCCUGAUCAGGUGAUGGAUAAAAAUAAACCAGAAUUGGCCAACAGAA